CCUUGGCCAACUCAACUUGGAUUACACCCAUCACCUAACCUCUCCUUUUCCCACCUCCAUAAAACCCAUCUCUUCCCUCUCAAACCCAACAACACUUUAGUCUUCUUGUUCUUCUUUCCCCUCCUCUCCUUGUUCAUACUUACCUAGCUACCUAGGUUGGCAACAACGAAACAGAUCAGAAGAUGAUGACUCUGAAACUGAAACAGCUCCUUCUAUCACUCACCCUCCUCUUCACCACAACCUUAGCUCAGACUACACCUGCAACUGCCCCUGCCCCUUCUGGUCCCACCAACAUCACUGCAAUCCUAGAGAAGGCAGGGCAGUACAAUAUCUUCAUCAAGCUACUGAGAAGUACCCAAGUUGAAAACCAGAUCAAUACACAGCUCAACAACUCAAACCAAGGUCUUACUCUCUUUGCUCCACCAGACAAUGCCUUCUCUAAUCUCAAAGCAGGAAUCCUCAAUUCCCUCUCAGACGAGCAAAAGGUGGAGUUGGUUCAAUUUCAUACCCUCCCUUCUUAUGUUCCUCUCUCAUCAUUUCAAACUGUGAGUAACCCAAUUCGUACUCAAGCUGGGAACAGUAACAAUGGCCAAUUCCCAUUGAAUGUGACCACUUCAGGCAGCAAUGUGAACAUAACUACCGGAGUGGUUAAUACCACAGUGGCUAACACGAUCUACACAGAUGGGCAGUUAGCUGUGUAUCAGGUGGAUCAAGUACUUCUUCCUCUGGACUUCUUUACUACACCUGCGCCGGCUCCGGCACCGACUCCGGCCAAGAAGAAGAAGACACAUGCGUUUGCUCCUACAACUACGGCUGAUACUACUGCGGAUUCAUCUAAUGCCGUAAGGAUCAUCACAAAGUUCAGUACUGGGGUGUCCUUCGGAGUUGUUUUAGUGAUGGUUGCAGCCAUUGGUUUGUGACCCACUACUGGAUGAUUGCUCUAUUGGAUUGGAUCGAUCAUUGAUGAUUGUGAUCGAUAAGUUGCUGAAACGGGUCUGUUGUCAUCAAAUAUAGAGAAGAUUUCCCUUUUUUUUUUUUAAUUUGAGAUUUUUCAUAUUUUUUUUUCCUCUUCAUACAGAGGAUGAGUUCUGUGUAUUGUAUUAUAUUUUGAUUCACGUUCAGAUCAGAAAUCAGAAUAAAACAAAUGCUUGUAUAA
This is a messenger RNA of Macadamia integrifolia, 1156 nucleotides long. RefSeq names its product fasciclin-like arabinogalactan protein 12. The record is from RefSeq and is a predicted model, not a curated record. NCBI's taxonomy places the organism in Eukaryota, Viridiplantae, Streptophyta, Magnoliopsida, Proteales, Proteaceae. The transcript is spliced from 2 exons. The coding region runs from base 183 to 920 and encodes 245 amino acids.